GGACAGCCACCAAGUUCGGAGAAGUGAGGAGCUGCAGAGCAGCGACCCGCAGCAACUCUGCGCCCACAGUUGCAGGGUCUCCGCGGGGAUCGGCGCGUGCGCAGAGCGCAUUCCGGGGCUGUUCCGGCCUCCGUGGCGCCCGCGCGCGCUCCCGCCCAGCCAAAGCCCUAGGUGGUCUGCGGCGCGCGGCCGACGCAGCGGCGCGCUCCAGGGGCGGUCCUGCGCGGCCGGCACCGCCCUCCUCCGAGCUACCCUCUGCUCCCAGUCUCCCCUGCGCUUCCUGCAUUAAGGCAGUCGCCGCCGGCUCCCCUUCUCUGCCUCGCUCACCCAGGCGGUGCCAUGGCGGCCUUCAGCAAGUACCUGACGGCGCGAAACUCGUCGCUGGCGGGGGCCGCGUUUCUGUUGCUCUGCCUGCUCCACAAGCGUCGCCGCGCCCUCGGCCUGCACGGUAAGAAAACUGGAAAACCACCAUUACAGAACAAUGAGAAAGAGGGAAAAAAAGAACGUGCUGUGGUGGACAAAGUGUUUUUUUUAAGGCUCGCACGGAUUCUGAAAAUCAUGGUUCCUAGAACGUUUUGUAAAGAGACAGGUUACUUGGUACUUAUUGCUGUUAUGCUGGUGUCUCGAACAUACUGUGAUGUUUGGAUGAUUCAAAAUGGAACACUCAUUGAAAGUGGUAUCAUUGGUCGUAGCAGAAAAGAUUUCAAGAGAUACUUACUCAACUUCAUCGCUGCCAUGCCUCUCAUCUCUCUGGUUAAUAACUUCUUGAAGUUUGGGUUAAAUGAACUCAAACUAUGCUUCCGAGUAAGACUAACUAAAUACCUCUAUGAGGAGUAUCUCCAAGCUUUCACUUACUAUAAAAUGGGAAACCUGGACAACAGAAUAGCUAAUCCAGACCAGCUGCUUACUCAAGAUGUAGAAAAGUUUUGUAACAGUGUAGUUGAUCUAUAUUCAAAUCUUAGUAAGCCAUUUUUAGACAUUGUUUUGUAUAUCUUCAAGUUAACAAGUGCAAUAGGAGCUCAGGGCCCAGCAAGCAUGAUGGCUUACUUGGUUGUUUCUGGGCUAUUCUUAACUCGACUUAGAAGACCCAUUGGUAAGAUGACAAUAACUGAGCAAAAGUAUGAAGGAGAGUAUAGAUUUGUUAAUUCCCGGCUUAUCACAAACAGUGAAGAAAUUGCCUUUUAUAAUGGGAAUAAAAGAGAAAAGCAAACAAUUUACUCAGUCUUCGGAAAACUGGUGGAACACCUACAUAGUUUCAUUUUGUUUCGGUUUUCUAUGGGCUUCAUUGAUAGCAUAAUUGCCAAAUAUCUUGCCACUGUAGUUGGUUACCUAGUUGUGAGUCGUCCUUUCCUAGAUUUGUCUCAUUCUCGACAUCUCAAGAGUACACAUUCAGAACUUCUGGAGGAUUACUACCAAAGUGGAAGAAUGCUUUUGCGAAUGUCUCAAGCUUUGGGUAGAAUAGUUUUGGCUGGCCGUGAAAUGACAAGAUUGGCUGGGUUUACUGCUCGGAUUACAGAAUUAACGCAAGUACUAAAGGAUUUAAGUCAUGGCAAAUAUGAACGCACAAUGGUCUCGCAACAGGAAAAGGGUAAUGAAGGAACACAAGUCAUUCCUUUGAUACCUGGUGCCGGAGAAAUCAUCAAUGCUGAUAACAUUAUAAAAUUUGAUCAUGUUCCUUUAGCAACGCCAAAUGGAGAUAUCUUGAUCCGAGACCUUAAUUUUGAAGUUCUAUCUGGAGCUAAUGUUCUGAUUUGUGGCCCAAAUGGCUGUGGGAAGAGUUCGCUUUUCCGUGUUCUUGGUGAACUAUGGCCUCUUUUUGGGGGACGUCUAACUAAACCUGAGAGAGGGAAGUUAUUUUACGUUCCUCAGAGACCUUAUAUGACCCUUGGAACACUUCGAGACCAAGUGAUAUAUCCAGAUGGAAGAGAAGAUCAGAAAAGGAAGGGGAUAUCUGACCUAGUACUGAAGGAAUACUUAGAUAAUGUUCAGCUGGGUCAUAUCCUUGAACGUGAAGGAGGCUGGGACAGUGUUCAGGAUUGGAUGGAUGUACUCAGCGGUGGAGAGAAACAAAGAAUGGCGGUUGGGGAAACCACCACAUUGAUCCUGGGAUAUUAUAUGGUAAUCCUGGGUUAAAAGAUCUCUUUCAGUAUCUUUUCUCUAUAAACCUCUCUGCCUUAUUCAGGCUGUUCUAUCUGAAGUAACUGAAGGUGUUAGAGAUGAUCACCCCUAUCCCUAUUUUUAUCAUUUUAUUCUUUAUAAUGGUCUUGCUCUUUCCUUCUGCUGUUACAUGUAUCAUUGUAUUAGGGCUCAGUAUCAACUACCUAAAGUUACUUAGAAUUAAAAAAUUUUUAUAAUACAAAGAAGUAAUCAAAAGAAACUAUUUUAAUGUUAUGAUUGACUAAACUUACCUUGAUCAAACAUGACUACAAAAUACUACAUAUUAAGAGUGAUACUUUCAAUAUCCCUCUGUUAAGAGAGAGAACUCUUUUUCUAACUAUACAUACAUACCAUAGCUUGAGCAGAUACAGAGCAAUUUUUUUCCCCAGAGUGUUAACCUUGUGGAAAUUAGAGAAAACUGUAGCUAAGGAAAGACAGCAGAAAUGGCUUAUUGCAGAAUUGCUUACUCAUUAUCUUCAGUUUAUAUCAUACCUUUUUGUUGCCUCCUAUUCCCUGAUUUUGCAUGCUGUUUUUCCCAAACUAAUACCCAUUCUGUUUAAAUACCCAUUUAAUACUGUGAUUUGUCUAGCUAGUGCUAUAACAUGAGAUUAAUUUAGAGUGAGAAUGAAUCAUAAAAUAAAAGAGAUGUAUCAGCCAUACCUUCAAAAAUGGAAAUUGGACUGAAGAACUAAGAAUUUGAAGUGAUUGGGCAUUUCUGGAAGUAAUUUAGAAGAUGACCUUAGAAACAGUUGCAAGUCAAGUGAACAAAUUUAAAUUCCUGUACCAUGACUUCAAAGAAAAUGAAAGGAUAAGUCAAGAUUACAAGUGGGCACAGUGGAACCCAGAGAAAGAAAAAUAAAUGCGUAACUAAGGAAUCCUGUGUGUGUGGUAAAAGGUACAGAGUGGAUAGCUUUUAUUUGAAGAUAAAAAAUUCAAGGCCUGGAGGAGUAUCUUGGAAGAGUAAGGGAGUAGGGGAAGGAUCCUAUAAAACCAGAUGAACCUUGAUGGAGUUGUUUGAGAAAUGGAGAAAGCUCACCCAUGACACUGCUGCUGACCAAGCCAUUGACAGGGUGUGUUCUGUUUAGGCCAGUGUUUGGAGAAUUGAAUGUGAAGUUUUAAAGAGAUGUAUAGUUUUGCUACUUUCAGAGGGUUUGUAAGGAGAGAGAGAAGUCGGGUGAAGAGUGUAUGUGUGUUCAUCUUACUGUUCUUUCAGUUUUUUGGUUGAAUUGAAAAUUUUCAAAGUAAAAAGUUGCAGCAAAAGAUGUGUGGAGAAAGUAAAGCUUCCAAUGUCCAGGAUUCUCACCUGGCCCCGAUUGGCUUGCUCACUGCACACGUGUGGGCAAUACCUUGUUAUUGACUAUAUAAAGAGCUCUGCUUAGUGUUCUGGGCUGCAUGGCUGCAGGAGAGCAGAGGCUGGAGUGGUGGCAGCGCCGAGGACAGAGACUGAGAUGGCUGUGGGGGCGGAGAGGCCCAGAGGCAGAGACCAGCUUGCUGCAUGCAGACUCACUCUGAGUGGACGAGAUUCUAGUGAUUGACCUGCCACUGUGGGAAUAAAGUUCGGUAUAAACCCUUUCACCCCAAGAACAUUCCACUGUCAUAUUUUUGGCCUCACUGAAUCCAUAGUGAACUUGCCCGGGGUUAAAACACAUUGGCAAGACAAGAGGACACAAUUUUUAUAAAUCAUGUAAUUUUAUAAUAUUAAUGAAAUAUUAAUGCCAUAUAUUAUUGCAUAUAAAAUUAUAUAAUUUUAUAAAU
This is a messenger RNA of Manis pentadactyla (Chinese pangolin), 3912 nucleotides long. It is a transcript of the gene ABCD3, whose product is annotated as ATP binding cassette subfamily D member 3. The transcript has 21 exons. Bases 340 to 2133 code for a protein of 597 amino acids. Gene Ontology annotation, biological process: long-chain fatty acid import into peroxisome; peroxisome organization; very long-chain fatty acid catabolic process. NCBI's taxonomy places the organism in Eukaryota, Metazoa, Chordata, Mammalia, Pholidota, Manidae. The record is from RefSeq and is a predicted model, not a curated record. Gene Ontology annotation, molecular function: ATP hydrolysis activity; ABC-type transporter activity; ATP binding. Gene Ontology annotation, cellular component: peroxisome; peroxisomal membrane.